Molecule: messenger RNA, 837 nt
Organism: Heterobilharzia americana
Lineage: Eukaryota; Metazoa; Platyhelminthes; Trematoda; Strigeidida; Schistosomatidae
Source: the annotation of a GenBank genome assembly
AUGAGUAAUCCUCCUCAAAUUCUUAUUGAACCGAUUGUUACAGAAAAGGAUAUAUCAGAAUUCAAUGAAAACCCGGAAGACACUAAAUCAUUAACUGUACCAUUUUCCAAAUUUCUGAUUGAUGUUGGUAGUGAUGAAGACGGUAACGUCAAUGAUAAUGGGGAGAAUAACAAAUGCCUCAAUUUGAAUUUGUAUCAAAAUCAUGUCAGUAGCACAGAUGAUUCAGUCUGCUUUGGACAGUCUGUAAUUGGGAAAAUAUUAAUCUCAUCAGUAAAUAGAAAUACUUCAGGCAACGACCAACAAAUAGUAUGGGUACAAAUUUAUCAUAAAUCUAGUUCACUUUCAUCAAAAUUAAAUUCACAAAAUGUAGACAUCCCAUCAUUCGUUGUUUUAUUGAAGUCAAAAACAGAUCCACAAAACUCGGAAUACAUUCCUGACUACUGUUCUCCCCCUUACCUGCGUCUCAAUUUAAGGCACAUACUAUCACGUGAAGUUGAUGAACGGCGCUUCCAAAUUCAUACAAGAUGUGGAGAAGGUAUAACUCUACAUGCGGAAAUAGCUGAUGAGCAUUCUGUACACUUCUGGCUGUCCAUUUUUAACCAAAACGCAUUAUGCACAAACCAUUUCGAGCCUUUACGUUCGAAAGAAAUGAAACCUCAUUCAGCUCCGAAUUCACCGAGACGUACAAGACGAGGUAUUAAUUCAGCAGUGAAUAGUAGCAGUUAUGCUACGGAUGAAAAUAAAAGUAAUCUAAACACAAAGGUCGGAAAUUCAAUUUCACGUGUAUGUGUAUUUGAAACAUUGAGUGAAGCACAAGAAAUUGAAAAUGAGGUGUGA